This is a messenger RNA of Aspergillus calidoustus, 1749 nucleotides long. The record is from the annotation of a GenBank genome assembly. Lineage: Eukaryota; Fungi; Ascomycota; Eurotiomycetes; Eurotiales; Aspergillaceae.
AUGACCCGCGACGGGAGUGCUGCGCUCAGCGCACCAAAAGAUCGAACCUUCAGUGGCAGCUUCCGUUCAGGCUCUCCCCUUGCCGAAAGAGCCAUUGCGAGAGAUCUCGAGGAAUAUGACGACGAUCAAUCCGUGCUCACCGCUGACGAUGAGACUUCCGAGGUUUCGACAAUCCGUCCAAUACACAGCCAGCCUCAUUCCCUAGCUGGUUCUUACCAGCGACCUAGUUUCUUCACGACGGUCUCCCAUGCGACUGUGGUGCCCCAUCGCCCGGACCACGAAGGACUAACACGGCGCGAGCGCGAACAAGCCAUCGAAGACGAGCGGGAGCUUCUGUGCGAUAACAAUUGCCUCGACCCGGGUCCUGCUGGUAAACGCCGAAGGUCAGAGGGUGCCUCCGCUGCAGAAACGACCGCUUUGCUGGGUGGAGGUGGCGGCAACUCCGGAUACAAUACCGUUGAUGCGGAGGAUAUUGAUCGGAAGUGGGAGGAAGCUGUUAUUGCAGGCUUGAUUCAGACUACAUGGAGACGAGAAGCGAAAGUGAUAGGCAAAAACGCGGCUCCUCUUGUGGUUACUUUCCUGCUCCAGUAUUCCUUGACCGUAGCGAGCAUCUUUACCCUAGGUCAUCUUGGUAAGACGGAGUUGGGAGCGGUUAGUCUUGCGAGUAUGAGUGCAAGUAUCACAGGUUAUGCAGUCUAUCAAGGUUUGGCGACCAGCUUAGAUACCCUUUGUGCGCAGGCGUACGGCUCUGGAAAGAAGAAGCUCGUGGGAUUACAGAUGCAGAGGAUGGUCUUUUUCUUAUGGGUCAUUACUAUCCCUAUUGCGCUACUGUGGUACUUUGCCGACAAGAUAUUGAUCAGGAUCGUGCCAGAGGAGGAUGUAGCUCGGAUGGCAGGUCUAUAUCUGAAAGUGGUUGCUCUGGGAGCUCCGGGCUACGCGUGCUUUGAAAGUGGAAAGCGCUUCGUACAAGCACAGGGGAUCUUCUCGGCAUCGCUAUAUGUCUUGCUUAUUUGCGCACCGCUUAAUGCUUUUAUGAACUGGCUGUUUGUCUGGGUAAGUUCGUUCCUUUAUGCAGGCGUCACCUCGCUGACUCGUACUGUAGCACUUCGGUUGGGGUUUCGUUGGCGCGCCUAUUGCCGUGGCCAUCACGGACAAUCUGAUGCCUCUUUUUCUGUUCAUCUAUGUGUACUUUGUUGCCGGAUCAGAGUGCUGGAAUGGGCUGACAAGACGCGCUCUGCACAACUGGGGUCCGAUGAUUCGCUUGGCCCUUCCAGGACUGCUAAUGGUGGAGGCAGAGUGUCUCGCCUUCGAGGUCCUGACCCUGGGCUCCUCGUAUCUAGGAACAACCCCAUUGGCAGCGCAGUCAGUCCUGGCCACGAUAUCCUCCAUCACCUUCCAGAUUCCCUUCACCCUGUCAAUUUCCGCCAGCACUCGAGUCGCAAACCUGAUCGGAGCCAGCCUCGUCCCAGCCGCUCGAGUCACAGCCAAGGUAGCCAUGUGGGGAGCAGUCAUUGUCGGCCUGGGCAACAUGAUCCUCAUCUCCUCACUCCGCUACUACAUCCCGCACCUCUUCACCUCCGAGGAAGAGGUCGUCGAGCUCGUCGCCCGAGUCCUACCCCUCUGCGCAGCCUUCCAGCUCUUCGACGCCCUAGCAACAAACUGCAACGGAAUCCUUCGCGGGCUCGGAAGACAGGAGAUUGGUGGGUACGUCCAGCUGUUUUGCUACUAUGCGAUUGCCAUGCCGAUUAG